CUAGUCGACAGCUGUCAAAUCUGUAUUGUUUUGCAAUUUUUCAUUAUAUUUUUCAGACUUGUUUCAUAUUCGUACAGUACAUAUUGUAAGAAAUAUAAAGUAAAAAUAAAUACAUAUGGUUUUUAAAAGAUGUCAUCCACACAGACUGAUUGUCUGAAUGAUACCGUGGCAGUGUUAAUAGAUGCUAUAGGUGAUAACGAAAAUUCUGUUAACAAUGUAGUCAUCAAAUCUUUGACAAAAAUAGCGAAUUCGUAUCCCAAUGAAUUUAUUGAGAUAUUUUGUGAAUUCUAUAAGAAUGCGGUAAAAGUAAACACCACGCAGUUGGGAAAUAUCAUAAAAGUCCUUGAACAAACAUGUGUAAAUCAAGUGAAAAGGCUUGAACCAUCAACAGCAUCACAACUCGUCAACUCUAUGCUCCGUGCCAUGACUGAGAGUAUUAAUUAUGAGCCGGUGGUACAAAUGGGUGCCUCCUCCGUAUUGGUGGCUGUCAGUCAUGAAAACCUUGAUUUGAUACUCCGGUCUCUCAUCAACCAGUUGUCUCCCGCGUCAGUGCCCCACUACACCAUAGCCCACACGCUGGGCACAUUGGCUGCAGUCAAUACACACGGGCUUGUGCCGCAUGUAAAAGAGAUCCUUGGCAAAAUGCUACCUCUCCUGUCCUUGAUCAAGCAGGAUGGUGUAAAGCAGGCCUUUGCUUACGCAUUUGGCCAUUUUGCAGUCGCCGUAUCAGAGCAAAUAGGAGACAACGUCGCUAACGACAACAUAACAUCCAUAAAGGAUAAUUUUGUCACGGAAUUCUCUAUUAUAUUUGAUGUACUGUACAACCAGUGGCUCCCAUCCAACGAACAUAAAGUUUCAGAGUCUGUUUUGGAAGCUCUUGGUCCUAUUACCAGACUCAUACCAGAGAGACAAUUUAACGAGACCGUUAACAAAUUCGUAAUAUCAUUAUUGUCGUUGUAUAGAAAACCAACGAUAAACUUCUACUGCAUCAGUCAAUGCAUCUCGUAUUUGUUGUCACCAUCGCCUUUAAAUCCAAAGUUAAGUUUGACUGACAGUGUAAUCAACUCUAUUAAUCAUAUUCUAUUCAACCUCGUCCUCUUAGAGCCUGAUUUUGACCAGCCACAGACAGUUAAAAAUCAUUUUGAAGUAUUAAGAUGUUUCGACCAUAUGGCUGGUCAAUUCCCUGAUCAAACAAUAGAAAGUCUUUUACACCAAUGCAAAAAUAAUCAAGAAAAAGAUAGAAUGAAAGCUGUAAUAAUACUUACUCAUUUGACAACUUCCUCCCAGUUGUUCAUAGAUGUUUACGCGAUUAAAUUCAUAGUUCUAUUAAAAGUUAUGACUACAAUGGAGCAAGGGUUGAAGAUGAAGAAGCUGUUAGUCAAAGCAAUAGUAGGUUUAAUAUAUAGGAACUGCAUUACGACCCCUGAAGAUUUUACUAUGGUCGAGUUCAUAAUAAAACAUUGCAGUUUCGAAGGUUCAGCUAAUGCUUCGAAGCAAGAGCUUACUGAUUUACAUGACACUUGUAGUUCUCUUAUACUCAUGUGCAAUACUGUGACCAUUGUGCGAACUCAGUUAAGAAAUCUAUUACUGACUGCUAUUACUGUUGAAGACUUCACGGCUUCGAUGUCCACAGUAUGUCAUUGCCUUACGUCAUUGUUACAAAAUAACUCUGAUAUAGUUGUAGAUGAAGAAGCUGAAAAGGCAGUUGAGUUGAAAUGUACUCCUGAUCAAGUAUUUGUCAGGUGCAUAACACAUAUUGUAGAACCAGAACAAGUAGAAAAGAAUAGGAACUUGCUAAUAUUCUUAGAAGAAUAUUCAGGAGACGUGCAUAAGAAUUUGAAGAAUUCUUGGACUGUAGAAAUUCAUAGAUUACUAAAGUUUGUUGAUAAAAGUGAAACAAAAGAACAGUGGCAUAGCAUGUUGUUGGAUCUUCUAGUUUCUGCUAUAGAACAAGUAAACAAUGAUAAAUGGGCGGAAGUUAUAUCUACUUUGAUAUCCCAACAAGUACUGUCUAAGAGACAAACGCCGAUGAUCAAAGGAGUUUCCUUGCAAUAUUUGGCUACCCUAUCGUGCCACAUAUCCAAUGCAGCGGUCGUUGAAAAUGUUUUAAAAAUAAUUUUACUUGCUCUUAAAUCCAUACCUAUGGAGAGUUCCGAAUACGUGAGCAAAGCGAUAGGAAUAGCUUCGAGACAGCAUGGCGAGUUCAUUAUAAAUGAACUAGAUGCUAUUUAUAAAGACAAUGAGUCAAAACGUGGUAGUAAGCUGUUGAAUUUCUUAUCUUCGAGAAAUUCUAAAAAUGAAUUAGAAUUAAACACAGUAAAAUACACGUUAAUCACGUGUUACGGUAAAGUGGCUGAAGAAUGCUUAGACGUCCAUGUUUUAGCGAGGUUAGGCGAGAACGUUACAUCAAUCUUGUACGAAAUAUUAAAAUCGGCACCACCAUUUAAUUUGUGUAAGGCGAGCGUCACUACGUUAUAUCACAUAAGCAAGGCAUUACAGCCGGCGGCACAUCAUAAUGUUUCUUUGAGAAACCGUUGGCAAUUGUUGAACGCUGUGUUGGAGCAAAUAUACAAUACUAACUUGGAAAGACGCAACGUCGAACUAUACCCGAUAAUAGUGAAGGCGUCCAAAGCGCUCACGAAACUGCAAAUAGGUAUUUUACCUGAGGAAAGAAACACGAUACUUCGAGUAUUGUUGAAUAGUAUCUUUGGAGAGUUAUCAUCCUUCAAAAAGAAGUAUGAAAUUGAAGGCAACGGGGAUAAAAAUGACCUCCUCGCUAAAACUUUAAACGAUAGUUUGACACUGCUUCAUCAACUAAUCAGGGAGCUAAUUAUUCAGUCGACAUGUUUGAGCACCAUUGAUGAUUUAAUAAGUUUAUUAAGUGAGUGGCUCCGCCACGAGAAUGAUGAGAUUCGGACAGCGUCAGCUCUUAUAUUACAGGUGAUUUUCGAGACUUACAUAAAAAAUGUCAAACUGAAUUACGAAACUCCGAGCAAAUUCGGGCAAAUGGGUUAUUUAUUAGGUCUGGUGGUACCGGGGGUCGCUGACAGCAAUUUCCCUGUGAGAUUGACAACUGUGGACUGUAUUAAGCUAAUAAUUCAAAUACAGGACCUUUACGAAGGCCACACAAUUGAAGCCAAUGACGAAUGCAUGUCUAGUCUUAAUCAUCUUCAGAACAAUAUUCUAACUAAUGACUUGAAUAUGAUCAGUGAUUACUGCGUUGAAUUAUGUGAUACAAUUUCGAUGAAAAUACCUCAUCAUCACAAUAUGCAGUUUAUUGAGAGUUUGUUGGAAGGAUACGAUAACAGGGAGUACAAGAGCGUUGGUAUCAGCGCCGUCCUUGAUGCAUUUUUUAUAAAGAAAGGACAGGAUUUAUUCCAAAGUAUAGAGAGAAUAUUAGAAGUGAUCUUGCACACGAUGGAAGAAGUGCGGGAAGAGUCCAGGAUAAAACUGAUGCGGCCACUUACGUCACUAACGCGGUACCAUUCGAACGCCGUGACUGCAGUGUUGCUGUCUCAGAAGUUACCUCUGAAAGAAUGCGUUGUGCUCUGCUGGCGGUACUUGGCUAAGGACGAGGGUCUGUCCACUGCAAUCUUAGACAACUUCCUUCGUUUGAUGACCUCCGUAGAGCUGUACGAGGAUCCUUAUCACAUCACCAACAACCACAUCGCCGCUCUCCAGCCUCUGACACUAAUAAGUGCAUUAGGAGAGAUGCUCCAAGAGGACAGCACAAAAUCCAUCUGCAUAGCUAAGUUCUCCGAACUGUUCUCUGUGUUGUACACGACCCUUGCGUGUUACAUAGAUGCAGAACCGCCCGCGUACAUAGUUCCAGCGAAUAAGGGGCAAGAGCGUUUUGGGUUCAUACCAAAUCGGGACGCUAUCAAACUGUCACCGGCCAGGAUCACUGUGAAUACGUUUUACACAUUUCUGGAUAGAGCCGGCUGUCACAAGGUGAAGGAAGCGUGCUCGCUGUGCCUGAGCAUCGAGCACGCGGACGGCUCCGGCUGGCUGGCGGAGCUGGCGCCGCUGCUGGGCGGGGCGCUGGCGCGCGCGUGCGCGGCGCAGCUGGCGCGGCUCGUGGCGCGCCUGGCGCAGUACGCGCGCGCCGCGCUGCCGCCGCAGCGAGCCGCCGCGCACGCCUUGCUUGCCGACUUGCUCAACUAUAGAUGCAACGAUCAAACGGACCUGAUAGAGACAGUGCUGGCUACUCUCAACACGGGCUGGAAGGACGAGGACGCGCGCGUGCGGGCGACGUGCCUGCGCGGCGCGGCGCACGUGGCGCGGCUGGCGCCGGCCGCGCGCCACCACGCGCUGCCCGCCGCGCUGCCGCUCAGCCAGGGCGUCGACGCCGCCUCCGCACAGUCUUCGACAGACAACGUCCCCUUAGCAGCGAUUCAAGGACUCAGCCGAUUGCUCACCGAGAUGGAUACAUUGGACAAGGAGUUCGAGCGUGAACUUCUCGCCAUAUCGCAGAAGAUACGUCCGUUUAUGAACACGGAAUGUUCUCAACUGAGAGAGAAUUCCAUACGGCUGUUUGGGAUUAUAGCGGGUCGGGUGCAGUCAGAGGCGCUCGUCGAGCAGGCGGUAUCGUCGCUGCCUUGCUUCCUGCUGCAUCUGUGUGAUCAUAACCCGGCAGUUGUGAGGGCAACGAAGUUUACAUUAAAACAAGUAUUUAAAACAUUCAAUGUCAAGAAGUCGAAUGACUUAGUCCAAACCCACUUAUUGGACGAAGGCAGGCUGUAUUUGGACGAAUUCCUCUCGGCGCUCCUGAGGCAACUAGCUGAUGAGAUGCCCGCCAGCGUGGUGAAGUGCCUGCAGACCGCUGUCAACUACCUGUACUGCGCGAGGGAGGAGAUGAAACCGCAUCCGCCUUUAUUGCUUGGUAUUCUCUACGCAGAACUGUACCGUAUCAGAGAAAAGAACGUAGAGGACACCGAAUUAGAUGCGGAGAUCACCCGCAGCGCUCGGACGAGGUUGCUCCAACUCAUCAAGGAUUCUAACCCGCUGGUGAGACAGAAUUCCGCCAUGGCUCUCGCCAACAUCUGCUUGGUUUGCGCCACCGGAUGACUGCAGAGCAAACGGCCCAAUAGGAUGAUCUUGAAGGUGGAUACUAUGAGCGGUAAAUAUAUACUGAGAGUCGAUAACAGAGCUGUGAAUGUACUGAGCAAAUAAUUGGCUACAUUUUAAUUUUAGGUACAAUUUAUCUUUUUGAAAAUACUAAUGAAAAAUUUAUAUAAAUUUCCUUUAAGGAACUUAUAUCCAAAUUGUAUAUAGAUGGACAUUUGUGUAGAAAUAAAUUUAGCAUUUGCACUGAUUAAUUAGCAAACGUGAAUGAUUUUUAAAGUAAAAUCAUGACCAAAAUAAUACGAUUAAGUGUUUAGAUCGUCAUAUGAAAUUUAUGAAUAAUCUCAGUAGAAAAGACAGUGCAAAAUAUAUUGUUUCUGGUAUGUCUAUGGUUAUUGGUUCUUUUUUUUUUAUUUUAGUAUUUUUAUUUAGAAACAUUACCAUGUUAAUUAGCACUGUGAUUGUUUUUAUGUGUUUCUUCAUAAAAUUAUAAUUACAUGAGUAUCAUAUAUAUUUUUGAAUUGCAGUAACACUUUUAUUACCAGUACUUUAUUAGUAAUACCAAUGUUUAGAAUAAUUACUAACUGUUAUAUAGAUGAUAUUAUAAUAUAUUAGAAACAUGAAUAAUUUUUUUUUACAUUUUUAAAACGAAAUAGCUAGAUUAUAUAAAGUAUAUCAAUAUUUUUCUUUUCUUAUUUCGUUCUUAUGAAAUUGCACAUAUUUGCAUUAACAAUUCUUAUAUCCAGGGUUGCCAGAUGAUUUUUUUUUUUAUUUUCUUCAAAUCGAAACCAUUUUUAGGACUUUUAUCAGAUUACAACCAAUUUUCUACAAAUUGAAUGGUGAAAAAAAAGAAAAAAUAACAUCCUUAUUAAUUUCUACUUUUACCUUAUUUUAACCUCUCCUCCUCUUAUUCAGUACCUUCGAUACCAUUUUUACUACAUUCAUUCACUAUAUUUUAUUGUAUUUAUAUACCUUGAUACAUUUUAAACUGUCCAAAAAAUUUGUCAAUUUUUUCCAAGAAUUUAAUUUCUCCAAAAUUCCACAUACAGAUUUUUUUUACCUAAAAUUACGAAAACAAUACUUAAUCUGGCAACACUGUGUAUAUCUUUACUUGUAUUUUAGUUUUCUUGUUAUAGACAUUGCUUGUAACAUUUAAGACUCGAACUUAGUAUUAAGACUGAUGAAAAUGUAUUAAAAUAAAUUCAAAUCCACAUUCAAAUACAACAUUGAGUUACCCUAUAGUUAUUGAUAUUACUUAUAAAUUAUAGAAAUAAGUGGGCAUUGUGUAUUAAAAAAAGUGUCAAUAUUUAAACUAAAAUGGCGAAUCGCUUCACUCAAGUAUAAUAAUAAUAAAUAUAUAAUUAAUAUCUGCAACGUUUUCAAAAAAAAAAAAAUUAAGGAAAUAAUGCUUACGAUUUCACGUAUGUUACAUUAUUUAAUCGACAAUAAUAUGCUUUCAAUAGUUAAGGCUAUAUUUGAAUUAAAACUUGGUAAAAUAUACCAUUUAUAGGAAGUUAGAUAUGCCAUCAUACCUACGCCAUGGGACGUUUGAUAUUUAUCUAAAGAUAUUGUAAAACGAUUCUAACAUAAUUAAAAACUGUGCAAUAAAAACUCUGAUAUAAAGUAUUAAUAUUCCAAAGUAUAAAAAAAAAAAAACAAAUUAAUCAAAAUAACUUUAAAAUUAUUAUUAUAUAUAAUUAACAAAAUAUAUUAGUUGUGUUGUAAAGCAUUAGAAGUUACAAGCUUACAAACAUUUAUAUUUGGUGAUAUUUAGUUAGUUAAGAACUAAGUGUAAGGAUUUAUUUGUGCCUAUGCGAACUGUUGUUGUGUCAUUUAGUGUCACUUAUCAAGUUUAUUGAAUUAAAAAUUUAAAUUAAUAUUUC
Messenger RNA from Galleria mellonella (greater wax moth), 6947 nucleotides. RefSeq names its product maestro heat-like repeat-containing protein family member 1 (gene c11.1). Gene Ontology annotation, cellular component: cytoplasm. NCBI's taxonomy places the organism in Eukaryota, Metazoa, Arthropoda, Insecta, Lepidoptera, Pyralidae. The record is from RefSeq and is a predicted model, not a curated record. Gene Ontology annotation, molecular function: protein binding.